This is a messenger RNA of Juglans regia (Persian walnut), 7152 nucleotides long. Its product is annotated as protein NETWORKED 1D-like. The record is from RefSeq and is a predicted model, not a curated record. Gene Ontology annotation, molecular function: actin filament binding. The transcript has 4 exons. The coding region runs from base 360 to 6842 and encodes 2160 amino acids. Gene Ontology annotation, cellular component: plasma membrane. Lineage: Eukaryota; Viridiplantae; Streptophyta; Magnoliopsida; Fagales; Juglandaceae.
AAGUACCACACAGAGACAUAAAGCGAGAGAGAGAGAGAGAGAGAAUUUUUGAGGCAUAGGCAGAAAGAUCCAACAACAUGGGUUGAGAGUGAAAGAAGAAAAGCAGCAGAAGGUGCUGUUGUAGCAGUAGCUAAUCCUGAGCAAACCCAGAACUUGAUUACUAUCGGCAAACCUUUUGAUCUCUGAAUGAUCAGUUUUUACUUCAGAAAUCCACGCCCAUGAGCAAGAAAAACGUAGGUUUCUCCAGCUAAUAAAUAAUACAUCUGGUAUUGGGUUCAGUUCCAUUAAUUGGAUCCAUUACUGGUCUUCAAUCGGACUGAGAGCAGAUAAGAGAAGUGGUGGUGUUCUUGGCUGGAUUCAUGGCAACCCUGUCACAUCCUGAUUCGAAACGCAAGUAUUCUUGGUGGUGGGGCAGCCACAUAAGCCCCAAAAAUUCCAAAUGGCUUCAAGAGAAUCUUACAGAUAUGGAUGCAAAAGUCAAACAAAUGAUCAAGCUUAUUGAAGAAGAUGCAGAUUCCUUUGCAAGAAGGGCAGAGAUGUAUUAUAAGAAACGACCAGAGCUUAUGAAACUUGUUGAAGAGUUUUACCGAGCAUACCGGGCAUUGGCUGAAAAAUAUGAUCAUGCAACUGGAGCGCUACGCCAAGCUCAUAGGACUAUGGCAGAAGCAUUUCCAAACCAAAUUCCAUUUGAUGACUCACCUGCAGGUUCUUCUGCAAGUGAGAAUGAUCCUCAAACACCUGAAAUGCCACCCCUGAUACAUUCCAUUUUUUACCCUGAUGAGCUGCAAAAGGAUGCUUUGGGACUUUCUCCAUCUGCUUUCCAUGUUUUCAAGAGGAGUGGAGCUUUUACUGAAGAACCUACUGUGACAAGCAGAAAAACUCUAAAAGAGCCUAAUGAUUCGUUUGGCGAAGGAAAGGCAAGAAAAGGCCUUAAUUUUCCAGAUGAAGAAGAUAAAGAACAAUCCACCCAAAAUAAUGGGAGCAAACAUAUCAAUGCUCAAGUUCUUUCCCAGUCUGAGCAAUUGGGUAAAGCUGAGACGGAAAUUUUGACCUUAAAGGAAACUCUUGCUAAAUUAGAAGCCGAAAAGGAAGCUGCCCUACUUCAGUAUCAACAGAGUCUAGAGAGAUUUUCUGCUCUGGAAUCAGAAGUCUCUAGUGCGCAGAAGGAUUCCAAGGGAUUUGGUCAACGAGCCAGUCAAGCUGAAGCUGAAGUUCAAACUUUGAAGGAAGCCCUUUCCAAACUACAGUCAGAAAGGGAUGCUAGUGUUCUUCAAUACCAGCAGUGUAUGGAAAUGAUAUCUAAGUUGGAGGAUGAAGUCUCUCAUGCCCGGAAGGAUGCUGGAGAACUUAAUGAGCGUGCUAGUAAAACUGAAGUUGAAGCUAAAGCCAUAAAGCAAGACCUUGUAACAGUAGAAGCUGAAAAAGAAGCUGCCCUUGCUCAAUACAAUCAGUGUUUGGAGAUGAUAUCUAACUUGGAGGAGAGAUUACUGCAGGCAGACGAGAAUGCCAGAAUGACUAGCGAAAGAGCUGAUAAAGCUGAAACCAUAGUUGAGCUCCUGAGGCAAGAACUUGCCAGAUUAACUGAAGAGAAGGAAGCUGCUGCCCUCCAGUACCAGCAAUGCUUGGAGACUAUUGCUGAUCUGGAGCAUAAAAUCUCUUAUGCACAGGAGGAGGCCCAAAGGUUAACAUGUGAGAUAGAUGAUGGAGUUGUGAAGCUAAAGGGUGCUGAGGAAAGGUGUCUUCUGUUGGAAAAAUCAAAUCAAACUCUGCAGUCUGAGUUGGAGUCUUUGGUGGAGAAGAUGGGGUCUCAAAGUGAAGAACUUACGGAGAAGCAGAAGGAAUUAGGUAGACUUUGGAGUUGCAUACAGGAAGAGCGUUUGCGAUUCGUGGAGGCUGAAACUGCUUUCCAAACUCUGCAGCAUUUACAUGCUGAAUCUCAGGAAGAACUGAGAUCUCUGGGUGAAGAACUUCAAAAUAGGACCCAAAUGCUGAAGGAAAUGGAAACUUGUAAUCAAGGUUUAGAGGAUGAAGUCCAGAGGGCUAAGGAGGAGAACAAGAGCCUGAAUGAGCUCAAUUUGUCUUCAGUUGUCUCAAUUAAAAAUCUGCAAGAUGAGAUCUUAAGUUUGAGGGAGACAAUAGGGAAACUUGAAGAGGAGGUUGAACUUCGAGUGGACCAAAGAAAUGCUCUUCAGCAAGAAAUAUACUGUCUGAGAGAAGAACUUAAUGAGCUGAACAAGAAACACUUGACUGUGAUGGACCAGGUGGAGUCAGUAGGCUAUGAUUCAGAGUGCUUUGGGUCAUCUGUGAAGGAGUUGCAGGUGGAGAACUCAGAACUGAAAGAGAUGUGUGAGGCAGAGAACAGCGAAAAAGUUCUUCUGUUGGAAAAGUUGGAAAUCAUGGAGAAACUUCUCGAGAAAAAUGUUGCUUUGGAGAAUUCCCUCUCAGAUUUGCAUGUUGAGUUAGAAGGGGUUAAAGAGAAAGUCAAAACAUUGGAAGAAUCCUGCCAAACUCUUUUGGGAGAGAAAUCCACUCUUGUAGAUGAGAAGGCUACCUUGAUUUCUCAAUUACAGAGUACAGCUGAAAAUUUGGAGAAACUCUCCGAGAAAAACAACUUUCUUGAGAAUUCCCUUUGUGAUGCAAAUGCUGAACUUGAAGUAUUGAGGGUAAAAUCCAAGAGCUUAGAAGAUUCAUAUCUGUUGCUUGAUAAGGAGAAGUCUGGCCUGGUCACUGAGCACGGAAGCUUAGUUUCUCAGCUGGAUGUCACUAAGCAAAGACUGGAAGAUCUGGAGAAAAGUUUUUCAGAACUUGAACACAAGCACUCUGAUCUUGAGAAUGAGAGAGAAUGCUCACUUCGUAAAGUAGAAGAACUGCAGGCUUCCCUGGACGCUGCACAGCAAGAACAUGCCAGCUUUUCAAGCUCAAGUGAAAAACGGUUGGCUGGCAUGGAAUUACAGAUCCAUGUUCUAGAAGAAGAAGGGCAGUGCAGGAAGAAAGAAUAUGAAGAGCAGCAAGACAAAACUUUCAGUGCUCAGAUUGAGAUCUUCAUCUUGCAGAAAAGUGUACGUGAUCUUGAAAAAAAAAUUGUCUCUCUUUUGAUUGAGUGCCAAAAUAUCUUGGAGGCAUCCAAAUUAUCGGGAAAACUCAUUUCUGAACUAGAGCAUGAAAAUCUUGAACAACAGGCGGAAUUGAAGUCCUUGUUUGGACAAAUGAUAAAUUUAAGGAUGGGGCUGUAUCAGGUUUUAAAAACUCUUGAGAUUGACGCAGACCAUAUGUUUGAAAAUAAGGUCAACCAAGAUGAAGCACUUCUGAGACACAUACUGAGCAAGCUUCAAGAGAAACAGGAUUCUAUCUCUAGGAGUUAUGAUGAAAAUCAGCUGCUACUAAUUGAGAAGUCAGUUCUUGUUACGCUGCUGAGGCAACUGAAAGUAGAUGCAGUAAAUGUUAUGACAGAAAGGGACAACCUUGCUGGGGAAUUCAGGAUUCGGUCUGAGCAGUUCUCUGAGUUGCAGAUGGAGAUCGAAAAACUUUUGGGGAUGAAUGAAAAAUUGAGGUUGAAAGUAAUGGAGGGAGAUCACAGAAUCGAGGAGUUGAUAACUGAAACAGAGAAUAUGCGUGGCCAGUUGAUGGACUUGCAAAGAACCAAUCGGAACUUACAAGAAGAUUAUUUCAAGGUGCUGGGAGAGAAAAAUUCCUUGAUGAAGGAAGCAUUUGAGUUGGUGGGAGAAAAAAGUGACCUAGAAGAAGCUAACUGGGUCUUAUUUGGUGAAAUAAUGUCUCAGUGCAAUAUUUCUUUGAUUUUUAAUAAUAUGGUCAUUGAAAAGUUUUCAGAAGUGAAAGAGCUGACUGAAGAACUGGAUAAACUUUGUUGUAUCAAUAAUGACCUUGAAGAGAAGGAAAGAUUAAUGGAGGGGAAAUUAGAAGAUGUAGAAACGGAAAAUUUAAACCUCAAGGAGUCAUUGAAUGAGUCAGAGACUGAGUUUGCAUCACUUAAAUCUUUUAGUGAUCAAUUAAGAUUUGAAAUUGCACACGGGAAGGAUCUAUUGUCUCGGAAAGAAAAUGAGCUUUUGGAAGCAGAGCAGAUAUUCAGUGCAACUGAAAAUGAGAAAAGAGAGUUGCAUAAAUUAGUGGGGGAUCUUAAGGAUAAGUAUGAUGAGGCUAAAUUGAUAAUCAAAGAUCAGGAGAAGCAGAUUCUGAAAUUAUCUGCUGAUAAUGACGAUCAGAGUAAGGAGAUGGGAUGUGUACGUGAAGUGAAUCAGAAAUUGGAGUCUGACCUGUGCAGACUGUGUGAAGAACUUAGGGGCGCCACAAUUAGGGAAGAAAGCUUGAAUUCUGAAAUGCAAAAGGGAACAGAGGCGAUUAAACUGUGGGAGAGUCAGGCUGCCACAUUUUUUGCUGAACUGCAAAUCUCCAGUGUCCGUGAAGUGUUGUUGGAAGGAAGGAUUCAUGACCUAGCUAUUGCAUGUGAGAGCCUUGAAAAUAGGAGUAAUUGCAAAGAUAAGGAGAUUGAAUUGCUGAAAGAAAGAGUUAGCACCCUGGAAGGUGAAAACGAAGGACUGGAAGAAAGCUUGAAUUCUGAAAUGCGAAAGGGAACAGAGGAGAUUAAAAUGUGGGAGAGUCAGGCUGCCACAUUUUUUGCUGAACUGCAAAUCUCCAGUGUCGUUGAAGUGUUGUUUGAAGGAAGGGUUCAUGACCUAGCUAUUGCAUGUGAGAGCCUUGAAAAUAGGAUUAAUUGCAAAGAUAAGGAGAUUGAAUUGCUGAAAGAAAGAGUUAGCACCUUGGAAGGUGAAAACGAAGGACUGGAAGAAAGCUUGAAUUCUGAAAUGCGAAAGGGAACAGAGGAGAUUAAACUGUGGGAGAGUCAGGCUGCCGCAUUUUUUGCUGAACUGCAAAUCUCCAGUGUCCGCGAAGUGUUGUUUGAAGGAAGGAUUCAUGGCCUAGCUAUUGCAUGUGAGAGCCUUGAAAAUAGGAGUAAUUGCAAAGAUAAGGAGAUUGAAUUGCUGAAAGAAAGAGUUAGCACCUUGGUAGGUGAAAACGAAGGACUGGAAGAAAGCUUGAAUUCUGAAAUGCGAAAGGGAACAGAGGAGAUUAAACUGUGGCAGAGUCAGGCUGCCACAUUUUUUGCUGAACUGCAAAUCUCCAGUGUCCGUGAAGUGUUGUUUGAAGGAAGAAUUCAUGACCUAGCUAUUGCAUGUGAGAGCCUUGAAAAUAGGAGUAAUUGCAAAGAUGAGGAGAUUGGAUGGCUGAAAGAAAGAAUUAGCACCUUGGAAGGUGAAAAUGAAGGACUAGAAGAAAGCUUGAAUUCUGAAACGCGAAAGGGAACAGAGGAGAUUAAACUGUGGGAGAGUCAGGCUGCUGCAUUUUUUGCUGAACUGCAAAUCUCCAGUGUCCGUGAAGUGUUGUUUGAAGGAAGGAUUCAUGAGCUAACUAGUGCAUGUGAGAGACUUGAAAAUAGGAGUAAUUGCAAAGAUACGGAGAUUGAAUUGCUGAAAGAAAGAGUUGGCACCUUGGAAGGUGAAAACGGAGUACUACAAGCUCAGUUGGCCGCUUAUACCCAUGCUGUUAUCUCUGUUAAACAUAGCGUAUCUUCUCUGGAGAAGCAUACACUUCUUCAUAGUAGGCUUUCUGCAGUUGGAAAUGAAAAGGCAAAGGAUGUUCUUUUGGUGAAUCGCCCACAUGCUGAAAUCUAUCAACAUAUGGAUGGAAAUGGAAUUACCAUGGUGCCAGACGAAUUGUCAGACUUGCAGAAUUUGCAAAGGAGGGUGGAAGCUAUUGAAAAGGCAGUGGUGGAAAUGGAAAGGCUGGCAACGCUGGAACAACUAAAUGCUAAUGGCAAGCUAGAGGCUGCAAUGAGGGAAAUCGAAGAGUUGAAACUUCAGAGUCACUCGAGUCAAGAAAAUGCUCAAGCAAGCAAGCAUGUUACUCCACACCAACCUGAAGGGAAAAGGGUGCAUGAUAAUGGUCUGAGUCAGGGGAUGCAGACACGGGAGGUCUCUGAUGCAAGAAAUGAAGUUCUGACUAAAGACAUCAUGCUUGAUCAGAUAUCAGAGUGUUCAUCUUAUGGUAUAAGCAGGAGAGAAACUGCAGAGGCUGAUCAGAUGCUUAAGUUAUGGGAAACCACUGACCGGGAUGGCAGCAUUGACCCGAUGGUUGGCAAGGGUCAGAAGGGGGCUAUGGCACAACCCCACAAUCAGAUUGAACCAGUCAAGGAGCACAAACCUUCACGCACCCCUUCAGAGUCAUUACUCGAGAAGGAGUUGGCUGUGGACAAGUUAGAAAUAUCUGGGAGACUUGCUGAGCCCCGUCAGAGAGGGAAUAAGAGGAAGAUUUUAGAAAGACUUGAUUCUGAUGCACAAAAGUUGACAAACCUGCAAAUCACAGUGGAAGAUUUAAAAAGGAAGGUAGAGAAUACUGAGAAAAGUAGGAAGGAUAAAGGUGUUCAAUGUGAUACAAUCAAGGGGCAGCUGGGUGAAGCUGAGGAAUCCAUCAUUAAGUUGUUUGAUGUAAAUCGCAAAUUGAUCAAGACAGUAGAAAAUAGUUCCCUAUCUUUUGAUGGAGUUUCUACACUAGACUCAGAUGAGAGUGUGAAUGCCAGGAGAAAAUUUUCUGACGAAGCACAAAGAGGGUCUGAAAAAAUCGGUCAGUUGCAGUUGGAGGUGCAGAAAGUACAGUUUCUUCUGCUGAAGCUUGAUGACGAGAAGGAAAUGCAAGGGAAAACAAGAAUCACUGACCGAAAACCUAAAGUUCUCCUGCGAGAUUAUCUCUAUGGUGGGGUAAGAACCAACCAGAGGAGAAAGAAAACGACCUUUUGUGCAUGUGUCCGACCUCCAACCAAUGGCGAUUGAAGCAGUUAAAAUUAUUCUGCAUUUAUUGGGGAUGAAAAUAAUUGAGAUAUUAGUUUCAUUCCCUAUAGAGUUUCAUUCAUCGAGAUGUUAGGCCCACAUGUUUUACUUUGUUUUGUAGACAGAAUCGUCUUCUUUGUCUCAGAAAUCCUGCUGUAAAUUUCAGAACCAUAUAAUUUUACGGAUUCUGCUCUUAUGGAGCAUGAUUCGCCCCACCCCAAUUUUCUAUCUUGUAUAAGUAACUUGGGUGCAAACCCAUCUUCUUCAAGGUUACCAAAGUUGUCCUAUGCAUUGAGUUCAUUGAAUGUUGCAC